This is a messenger RNA of Melanotaenia boesemani (Boeseman's rainbowfish), 987 nucleotides long. It is a transcript of the gene bdh2, whose product is annotated as 3-hydroxybutyrate dehydrogenase, type 2. Gene Ontology annotation, molecular function: 3-hydroxybutyrate dehydrogenase activity. Gene Ontology annotation, cellular component: cytoplasm. The record is from RefSeq and is a predicted model, not a curated record. Gene Ontology annotation, biological process: siderophore biosynthetic process. The transcript is spliced from 10 exons. Bases 113 to 850 code for a protein of 245 amino acids. NCBI's taxonomy places the organism in Eukaryota, Metazoa, Chordata, Actinopteri, Atheriniformes, Melanotaeniidae.
CGGGUCUCGAACCAAUAGCAGCACAAAUAGCGUGUCACGUGUUUAGCUCCACUGGCCUGUAACGUUCUCUCUGUGAGCUGAGCUGAAAGAGAGCACCAGCCAAAGUUGCACUAUGGGCCGCCUGGAUGGGAAAGUGAUUGUGUUGUCUGCCGCUGCACAGGGGAUUGGACGUGCUGCAGCAAUAGCCUUUGCAAAGGAAGGAGCUCAAGUCACGGCGACAGACAUAAAUGGAGAGAAACUUAAAGAGCUGGAUGGCAUUGAAGGAAUCAGAACCAAAGUGGUGGAUGUGACUAAGAGGGACCAAGUGGAAGCCCUGGCCAAGGAACAUGACCAUGUCGAUAUACUAUUCAAUGUUGCAGGGUUUGUGCAUCACGGCUCCAUCUUGGACUGUGAGGAGUCAGACUGGGACUUUACAAUGAAUGUGAAUGUGCGAAGCAUGUAUCUUAUGAGCAAGGCUUUCCUGCCUAAGAUGCUGGCAAAGAAGUCAGGAAACAUUAUUAACAUGGCAUCUGUUGCUUCAAGCAUAAAAGGUGUUGUGAACCGGUGUGUCUAUAGUACCUCGAAGGCUGCUGUGAUUGGACUCACCAAAUCUAUAGCUGCUGAUUUCAUUGAGCAAGGCAUUCGCUGUAACUGUAUUUGUCCGGGGACUGUUGAUACUCCAUCACUGAGGGGUAGGAUCCAGGCCCAACCCGACCCAGAGCAAGCUUACAAGGAUUUUAUGGCAAGACAGAAAACUGGCAGAAUGUGCACAGCUGAAGAGGUGGCAUAUCUCUGUGUGUACCUGGCCUCGGAUGAGUCAGCCUACGUGACUGGGACAGAGCACAUCAUUGAUGGAGGGUGGAGCCUGUAAAGAACUUGUAACAAACUCGUUGUGACAGUGUGGAGUUGUAGACACAACCAAAAUCAAAAGGACGUGUAUGUGAUUGAAUGAUAACUUUAAAAAUUCUGCAUAUUGAUGCUGUCUUGGUUGGAAUUGCCUUCUUUUUC